UUUUUUCCCUUGUUCUUUUUUUUUUUCUUUCUUUUCUAAUUACAUUAACCAUGGCAACAAAGAGAAACGUGACUGCUGAUCCAGCAGCAGCAGCAGCAACAGUGAAGCCAGUGAUUGAUGAAGCUAUUGAAAGAAACUGGGAGAUCCCCAAUUUCACUAUCAAGGAAAUCCGUGAUGCUAUUCCUGCUCAUUGUUUCCGUCGUGAUACCUUCCGAUCCUUCACACAUGUACUUCAUGAUGCUAUUAUCAUGGGUAUUUUAGCAGGUUUAGCUAGCUAUAUUGAUACCAUUCCUAACGUGUAUGCUCGUGUGGUGUUAUGGCCUUUAUACUGGAUUGCCCAAGGUGUGGUUGGUACAGGUGUGUGGGUCAUUGGUCAUGAAUGUGGUCAUCAAGCCUUCAGUCCUUCCAAGGCCAUUAACAAUGGUGUUGGUUAUGUUCUUCAUACGCUUUUGCUUGUACCUUAUCACUCUUGGAGAUUUUCUCAUUCUAGACAUCAUAAAGCCACAGGUCACAUGACCAAGGAUCAAGUCUUUCUCCCCACCCUUCGUUCUAAGGCCGGUCUCCCCCCUCGUGAGCAAGAUCCUGUGGCUGAUGGACCCCAUGAGGCACUUGAUGAAGCACCUAUUAUUGUUCUUUACCGUAUGUUUUUAAUGUUUGUGUUUGGAUGGCCUCUUUAUCUUUUCACCAAUGUCACUGGUCAAGAUUACCCUGGUUGGGCCUCUCAUUUCAACCCUUCUUGUGAGAUUUAUGAAGAAGGUCAAUUCUGGGAUAUUGUGAGUUCAACUGUAGGUGUACUUGGUAUGAUGGGUGUCUUGGGUUACUGUGGUCAACUCUAUGGCUCUCUUGCUGUGAUUAAAUACUAUGUUAUUCCUUACUUGAACGUCAACGCCUGGUUAGUCUUGAUUACCUAUUUGCAACAUACCGAUCCCAAGUUACCUCAUUACCGUGAUAAUGUCUGGAAUUUCCAACGUGGUGCUGCCUUGACCGUGGAUCGUUCUUAUGGUUUCAUUCUUGAUUAUUUCCAUCAUCAUAUCUCGGAUACUCAUGUUGCUCAUCAUUUCUUCUCCACGAUGCCUCAUUAUCAUGCUGAAGAAGCUACCAUGCAUAUCAAGAAGGCACUCGGUAAACACUAUCAAUGUGAUAAUACACCUAUUCCUGUCGCUCUUUGGAGAGUUUGGAAGGCAUGUCGUUUUGUUGAGGAUGACGGAGAUGUUGUCUUCUUCAAGAACUAAAUAAUAUCGUUUUUUUAUAUUAUUAUUAUAUAUUUUUUUUUUUUACCCUAUCUAUCUAAACAAAAAAAAAAAACCCCCCAUGUAAAUUUUUAAAUAAAAUCUAUUCAUUACUAUCAGAAAAACUAAAA
Mucor mucedo is the source of this 1360-nucleotide messenger RNA. Its product is annotated as delta-12 fatty acid desaturase. Gene Ontology annotation, molecular function: oxidoreductase activity. The record is from RefSeq and is a predicted model, not a curated record. NCBI's taxonomy places the organism in Eukaryota, Fungi, Mucoromycota, Mucoromycetes, Mucorales, Mucoraceae. The transcript has a single exon. Gene Ontology annotation, biological process: lipid metabolic process. Bases 51 to 1232 code for a protein of 393 amino acids.